This is a messenger RNA of Sphenostylis stenocarpa, 690 nucleotides long. NCBI's taxonomy places the organism in Eukaryota, Viridiplantae, Streptophyta, Magnoliopsida, Fabales, Fabaceae. The record is from the annotation of a GenBank genome assembly.
AUGAGCUCAAUCGUUCAGGGUUUCACCAAGUCCUUAGCCAUGACUAUUCUCUCUGAGAUCGGCGACAAAACCUUUUUUGCUGCUGCGAUACUUGCUAUGCGGCAUCCACGACGUCUAGUCUUAUCAGGUUGCUUAUUGUCUUUGACUGUGAUGACCAUUCUAUCUGCUCUUGUUGGCUGGGCUGCUCCUAAUCUGCUCUCUCGUACUUGGACUCAUCAUAUUACAACAUUUUUAUUCUUGGGGUUUGGACUUUGGUCCUUGAAAGACGCAUUAUUUGAAGAAGGGGAUACUGAAGAAUUGGCUGAAGUUGAAGCUAAAUUGGAUAAAGAUUGGAAGGCUAACAAUGGAGCUACACAAAAUAACAAGAAGGUUGAUGAUGCCGCAAAAAAGCAGCAGCGGUCAUUUUUAUCUCAGUUUUUUUCUCCUAUUUUUCUACAGGCAUUCUCUAUCACCUUUUUUGGCGAAUGGGGUGACAAGAGCCAGCUAGCUACCAUAGGUUUGGCUGCAGAUGAGAACCCAUUUGGUGUGGUUCUUGGAGGGAUUCUGGGACAAGCAUUGUGCACCACUGCUGCUGUUGUUGGAGGGAAGAGUUUAGCUUCUCAGAUAUCUGAAAAAAUUGUUGCACUCUCCGGUGGAAUUCUUUUCAUUGUUUUUGGAAUUCAAUCAUUCCUUUCUCCUGUUGAAUCAUGA